Yamadazyma jaroonii is the source of this 765-nucleotide messenger RNA. Lineage: Eukaryota; Fungi; Ascomycota; Pichiomycetes; Serinales; Debaryomycetaceae. The record is from the annotation of a GenBank genome assembly.
AUGGAAUCGAUCAAUAGCGAUAAGUAUACAGACAGCAUGAUGGAUAACAUGCCAGUGAGUAAGAUCCAGUUCUCUGGUGAAAGUAAUGAGUACGUCAUUUUAGGCAAAAAAAAGUACUACAAAAAUGAAUUGUUAUCAGCAUUUGGGGGUACAUUAAAUCCUGGUUUAUCACCUCCAUCAAAAUAUAACUUUGCUAAUCCAGUACCAUUGGGAUUAGCAGCUUUUUCAUUCACAACUUUUGUUUUAUCAAUGUAUAAUGCUGGGGCCAUGGGUGUUCAUACACCUAAUGUUGUUAUUGGUGGUGCUUGUUUCUAUGGGGGAGCAAUCCAAUUAUUGGCUGGUAUCUGGGAUUUAAUUUUGGGUAACACUUUUGGUGGUACUGCUUUAAGUUCAUAUGGAGGAUUUUGGUUGUCAUUUGCAUCCAUUUAUUUGGAAGAUUUUGGUAUUGCAAAAGCUUAUGAAAAUGAACCCGAACAAUUUGGUAAUGCUGUAGGGUUUUUCUUAUUAGGUUGGGCCAUAUUCACAUUCAUGUUGGUUUUAUGUACCACAAAGUCAACAGUUGCAUUUUUUUCACUUUUCUUCACCUUAUUUAUAACUUUUGUCUUAUUAGCUUGUGGAGAAUUUACUGGAAAUGCUAAAAUUACUAAAGCUGGGGGUAUAAUCGGAGUUAUAACUUCAUUCAUUGGUUUCUAUAAUGCAUUUGUCGGUGCAGCUACAAGACAAAACUCUUACAUUGUGCCUAAGGUUAUUCCUUUACCUCAUUGA